UGCUGCCAUCUUGUCAUCUUCCUUCCCCGCCAUUGGAGUGGCUGCGCUCUCCGGCUCCAAGCUCAAGUUGGUGGAGAAAUUCCGCAUCCGCCGAGAUUCUGACGUAUGGGGAUGAAGGCACUCGUCUCCGGCCAGCCCGCGCUGCUCUGCCCAAGGCCUGCCACUAGGCCUCGGAGCACUUCACGCGCCGCCGCCGCCGCCGUUUCUUGGUCCUUAUCUUCUUCUUCCCCUACUACCAGGAGGAGGGCAUCCUUAUCCCUAUCCCUAGAAACAAGCAAACCAACCGCCAUCGUCCAGGUUCCCAGCGAUUUGGCAAGGCGGCGCGCCGCAAUUCCUUGUCCUCCCCGCGCGCUAUCGCAGCCUCAGGAUGCUGCUGCUGCUGACGACGACGCCGCCUCCUCUCUUGCUGCAAAGGCAAAUGACGCUCUAUUUGGGCUUCAUCCUGGGAGUGUCGGCAUCGAGCUCAUUCUGCUGGCUCUGCCAGCAGUUCUAGGCCAAGCCAUCGACCCGAUGGCACAACUCAUGGAGACCGCAUACAUCGGUAAAUUAGGUGCCCUGGAGCUAGCAUCGGCUGGUAUCGGUGUGGCUAUUUUCAACAUUCUAUCCAAGAUUUUUAACAUUCCAUUGUUGAGCAUAGCAACCUCAUUUGUGGCAGAGGAUAUUUCCAAGAAUGCUAGUAAGCAUUCUAGUUCAGGCAAAUUGGAGCUGCCAUCUGUCUCAUCGGCUUUGGUUUUAGCUGCUGGUAUUGGUAUAAUUGAAGCAUUGGCAUUGUUCCUAGGAUCUGGAUUGUUUCUUAAACUAAUGGGUGUGUCACAUGCCUCUCCAAUGUAUGAAUCUGCGCGACUCUUUCUUUCACUGAGAGCUUUAGGAGCACCUGCAAAUGUGAUUAUGUUAGCAGUGCAGGGUAUCUUUCGUGGCUUCAAGGAUACCAAGACUCCUGUACUUUAUAUAGGUUUGGGGAAUCUUUCAGCUGUAGCCCUUCUUCCUUUACUUAUAUAUGGUUUUCAGCUUGGUAUAACAGGAGCCGCAAUUUCUACAGUUGCAUCCCAGUACAUUAUUGCAAUAUUGCUUAUAUGGUCUCUAAGUAAAAAAGCUGUCCUGCUUCCUCCAAGGAUGGACCAGUUAGAGUUCAGUGGAUAUUUAAAAUCUGGGGGCAUGCUGUUGGGAAGAACCCUCUCGAUUCUAUUAACCAUGACCAUUGGUACGUCGAUGGCUGCUCGACAAGGCCCAACAGCUAUGGCUGCUCAUCAGAUCUGUUUGCAAGUAUGGCUUGCUGUAUCUUUGCUUGCAGACUCUCUAGCAGUUUCUGCACAGGCUCUGAUAGCAAGCUCUUAUGCCAUAUUAGACUACAAAAGGGUUCAGAAGAUAGCAAUGUUUGCUUUGAAGACAGGAGCAUUCAGCGGAUUAGCUUUAGCAGCUGGCCUGUAUAUCUCAUUUGGCAAUAUAGCAAGGCUAUUUACCAAUGACCCCGAGGUUCUAAUGGUUGUGAAGUCAUGUGCACUGUUUGUGUGUGCCAGUCAACCAAUCAAUGCCUUGGCAUUCAUCUUUGAUGGUCUGCAUUAUGGCGUCUCAGAUUUUGACUAUGUUGCUCAGGCUACGAUUGUGGUGGGGAUAGUGUCAUCGUUAGUCUUGUUAUAUGCUCCAUCGGUCUUUGGCCUGGCCGGAGUUUGGGCUGGUUUGACAACACUUAUGGGACUGCGCAUGGUUGCAGGCAUCGUAAGGUUGAUGUGGAAAUCAGGACCUUGGUCAUUUUUGCAUAAGGAGGAACCAAAACCCGAGGUGCAGCGAUUUGCAUAAUCUCUUAUCCAGCAAGUCAGCCAGUGUAGCGUAGAGCUAGCGCAGGUGUUAGAGGUGAGCUGGGAGCGGCUUCUUCAAGACUGAACAAAACCAAGACAAUUGAAGAAUCAAGAAGACCAAGAGUCAAGAGAAGGUUGGCGAUUGGGAGAGUGAUGGUUGUUAUUUUGCAUUUGUGUUCAAUCUUCUGUUGAUGAUUCCAUAUAUAAUUAUAUCAUAAAUGGGUCUCGUACCCUCAAUUCCA
Lolium rigidum is the source of this 2038-nucleotide messenger RNA. Its product is annotated as protein DETOXIFICATION 45, chloroplastic. The record is from RefSeq and is a predicted model, not a curated record. The transcript is spliced from 14 exons. Gene Ontology annotation, molecular function: xenobiotic transmembrane transporter activity; antiporter activity. Gene Ontology annotation, biological process: transmembrane transport. Bases 106 to 1797 code for a protein of 563 amino acids. NCBI's taxonomy places the organism in Eukaryota, Viridiplantae, Streptophyta, Magnoliopsida, Poales, Poaceae. Gene Ontology annotation, cellular component: membrane.